AUGUCUGACAGUGAUCCCGGCUUUGUCGCCGCCCUUGAAGAGGCCAAGAAGGGCUAUGAAGAAGGCGGCAUUCCAAUCGGCGCUUGCAUCGUGUCCAAGGACGGCAAGAUCCUGGGCCGCGGCCACAACAUGAGGAUUCAAAAGGGCAGCGCCACGCUUCACGGUGAGAUCUCGGCGCUCGAGAAUGCAGGCAGACUUCCAGCCUCAGCCUACGAGGGUUCGACCAUGUACACAACUCUUUCGCCUUGCGACAUGUGCACUGGUGCCUGCAUCCUGUACAAAGUGAAGCGCGUUGUUUUGGGCGAAAACAACACCUUUCUCGGUGGUGAAGACUACCUCAGGUCCAAGGGUAUUGAGGUCAUCAACGUCAAGAGUGCCGAGUGCGAGGCUUUGAUGAAGAAGUUCAUCGCCGAGAGACCGGGUGAUUGGAACGAAGAUAUUGGGGAACAGUAA
Messenger RNA from Lasiodiplodia theobromae, 453 nucleotides. Its product is annotated as Cytosine deaminase. The record is from RefSeq and is a predicted model, not a curated record. Gene Ontology annotation, cellular component: cytoplasm; nucleus. Gene Ontology annotation, molecular function: diaminohydroxyphosphoribosylaminopyrimidine deaminase activity. The transcript is spliced from 4 exons. The coding region runs from base 1 to 453 and encodes 150 amino acids. NCBI's taxonomy places the organism in Eukaryota, Fungi, Ascomycota, Dothideomycetes, Botryosphaeriales, Botryosphaeriaceae.